Messenger RNA from Pistacia vera, 675 nucleotides. Its product is annotated as secreted RxLR effector protein 161-like. Bases 1 to 675 code for a protein of 224 amino acids. The record is from RefSeq and is a predicted model, not a curated record. NCBI's taxonomy places the organism in Eukaryota, Viridiplantae, Streptophyta, Magnoliopsida, Sapindales, Anacardiaceae. The transcript has a single exon.
AUGGAGUCUGUCCCGUAUGCUAAUGUUAUGGGGUCCUUGAUGUAUGCAAUGAUAGGUACUAGGUCUGAUUUAGCAUUUGUCAUUUCUUUGUUAAGUAGGUAUAUGUCUAACCCUGGUAUGGAGCAUUGGACAACUUUGAAAUGGAUGUUAAAAUACAUAAAUAGUUCUUUGUGUGUUGGUCUUGAAUAUUGUAAAAGGAAUUCUGCACUUGAUCUGGUUGGGUUUGUAGAUGCUGAUUUUGCAGGGGACAAAGGUACCAGAAAAUCAACUACAACCUACUUCUUCACAUUGGGUGGAAACUGUAUAAGUUGGAAGUCUCAACUGCAACCAAUAGUGGCCCUUUCCUCAAAUGAAUUUGAGUAUAUUGCAGUGACUGAUACGUUUAAGGAAGCACUGUGGCUAAAGGGAAUUCUGACAGAAGCCAACUUAAUUAGUGGGAAGGUGAUAAUUUACUCAGAUAGUCAGAGUGCAAUAAUACACCGCAGUAAGAAUCCAGUGUACCAUGAAAGAACUAAACAUGUGGAUGUCUGCUACCAUUUUGUGAGAGAUAUAAUUACUAAAGGGGUUAUUGAGCUAAGGAAGGUUGCUACAGAGGAGAACCCAGCAGACAUGGGCACCAAGAUAGUCACUCCAGCAAAAUUCAAGCAUUGCUUGAAUUUGCUGUUUGUAAAAUAA